This is a messenger RNA of Nematocida major, 645 nucleotides long. Its product is annotated as transcription initiation factor TFIIE subunit beta. Bases 1 to 645 code for a protein of 214 amino acids. Gene Ontology annotation, cellular component: transcription factor TFIIE complex. The transcript has a single exon. Gene Ontology annotation, biological process: transcription initiation at RNA polymerase II promoter. Lineage: Eukaryota; Fungi; Microsporidia. The record is from RefSeq and is a predicted model, not a curated record.
AUGGACACAAGUACAUACGCAAAGCUCAGUGCGGGGAACCCGCAGAACAGACAUAACAACAUAUACAUACACACAAUACUCACAGUCAUAAAAAAACACAAUCGGCUGGUGAGCUUCAAAGAGGUCGAGGCAGAAACUGGGAUUAACAUAGAAAGAACGCCUGGCCUGCUUGAGCUGCUGAAAAAGAGCACCCGAAUAGAGUGGGAGGGAAAAAACCUUCGCUUUAUUCCACUGCACAAAAUAGAAAGCGAAGAGGAGCUCCUGGAAAUCCUCAAAAAAACAAACGCAGAGCACGGGAUUCCUGUCGAAGAGAUUCUGGACCGAAGCAACGACGUAAAGCCCUUUAUAAACGGGCUUAUAGGCAAAAACCAGGCAAUAGUUCUAAAGGACAUUGACGGGUCGAUGUCCAUAUUUUACAACCCGCUAGACGUGAAAAACGUGAGCCCCGAGAUACUGAAGCUGUACGAAGAGGUUUCAGUGCCAGACUCCCGAGAGCUUGUCAACGAGCUUCUGAACGCAGGGCUUUCCAUGAAAACCCAGGAAAAGCCCAUUAGAAAGGCCCUUCCCGCACAGAGGAAGAAGAAGUAUCUUAGAAAGAUAAAAAUAACAAACACGCACCUAAACAACACAGAGCUAGGAUUAUAG